Messenger RNA from Anopheles stephensi (Asian malaria mosquito), 1899 nucleotides. RefSeq names its product golgin subfamily A member 7. Gene Ontology annotation, biological process: peptidyl-L-cysteine S-palmitoylation; protein targeting to membrane. Bases 344 to 778 code for a protein of 144 amino acids. The transcript has 3 exons. NCBI's taxonomy places the organism in Eukaryota, Metazoa, Arthropoda, Insecta, Diptera, Culicidae. The record is from RefSeq and is a predicted model, not a curated record. Gene Ontology annotation, cellular component: palmitoyltransferase complex.
CCAUUUGACAGUUGCCUAAUUUGACAACAAGAAACGGAGAAAAAAAAUAAAGGAACGAAAAAUCGAAAACAUUAUCAUUUUCGCAAGUGAAUCUAGAUAUUUUUGUGAUUUUUAUCUUCCCCCGGCGCAACCAUCCAUUGCUCAAGGUUGUAAUUGCUUGAUGUGCUAAACAGUGGACGAGUUGGACGCAGAUAUCGAACCCACAACGACUGUGGUGACUGUGCAGCAUUGUGUACUGGACGAACCCCGUAUGUAAACCAACAUACACCAGAAGGGAACACAGGUUCAUCCCAACAACAAAACGGAGGUGCACUAGCGGGCAACGAAGACGCUAGCAUUCGCCAUGGCCAAUGUACGAAUGUCCCAGCCGGGCACACCGGCCACCACCCAGCCAAACUACAUGAAAGUAUUCAUCCAGCGGGACUACAGUGAAGGCACGUCGGUAAAGUUCCAGAACCGAUUUCCGCCCGAGCUGGAGAGUAGGAUCGAUAGACACACGUUCGAGAGCACCAUGAACAAACUGAACGAGUAUUUUGCAGAGGCAGAGAAAGGAUCGUGCAGCACAUACUGCGAAGGUUGCCUGGCCUGUAUUACAGCGUACUUGAUCUACAUCUGCACGGAAACACACUACGAAAAGUGUCUCCGGAAGGUGUCAAAGUACAUCGCGAUGCAAAACGAACGGGUAUACAAUCCAAAGGGGCUGCAAAUCACGGACCCAGUGUACCGUGGGCUGCGUGUAAUAGAAAUUUCCAUACUGGAUCGGCCCGGGCGCACGUGACUGCCGCUGUCCCAUUCAACGGAGGAGUUUUUCAUGUAAGGAAGGUGUCGCGCCCGUGCGUUGCCAAAACGUGUCCUCCGGCGAAUAGGCGUGUAGGGGUUAAAAACAAAACCGCAGCAUUAGCGUGCAGCAAUCGUAUGGAAACUGAAAGAUAGAACAAAACUUCCAAUCGACGACAGCGGAGUAGGAUCGGGUGUGGGAGCCAACCCACCCCCGAAAGGACUGACGAAGGACAGAUCGACGCACGGACCAAGGACGCGCAUACACCUACGACUCUUCACACACCCCAUAGUGACAAACUAUUCCUGUAGAAAAAAGCAAAACACGUCUACGAACGAGACAACGAUACGCUACGGGGAAGAUUUAUUUCUACCACAGCGUCAGCGGGACGAUACGUCAUGUUGAAUAUGUUUAAUAGUAGCCAACCUUUUAACCCUAAGGCUCCAUACUUCGUCGUCGUCGUCGUCGCGAUUUUUCCCCCCACUUUCCAGUCAGAAUGCAGUCGGUAGUUUAAAAUCUGGUCAGCAGUUGGCCGCUUGCACUGAAACCUCAAAAACCAAAAAUCCGUGCGCCAAACGGAGAAGGGCAUUAGUGGCGCAGGCAAGACGGGCUGCGCAUAUGAAGAUAUCAUCACAUGAAUUCCAUUAUACUUAUACAAGCCUAUUCUACCUAAUACCGUAAGGAUGAGUUCAGGCUGGUGAACCGUUGGGAAAGGAUGUACAUGGCGACGACAGUGCUCUCUUUCUCUCUCUCCCUUACUUCCCCCCUGUUUGCAAUCACACCCCUGCAACCACUCCAACCGACAUGGAGUCCGGGUGGAGUUUGGGCACUAAAGCAGAUAACGAAAUGGCAGCAGAUAUGAGUCCGUUUAGUGUAUUGACAAACACGAUUCUUUUUAAAAAAAAAGCAAAUGGAAAAAGAAACACGUUAUUUCCGUUCCGUUUAGGGGUUUAGCCCCGGUUUCUUAAACACUUGUAUUGGCAUCACCCGAUCACGCUGGCGGUGGUGAGAACGGUGAGUGAAUGAUGAGCGAGUGCAACGUUAAUAGUGGGAAGGGUAUGCAUUUGUGCAGGGAGAUCAUAAUAAAUGAGACGAAAAAGAUGGUUCUAUAUUUAUCUGUA